UAAUACUUAUUGCUUACUACUUAGUAAUUGUUCUAUACACUAAACUGAUAUUCUGUGGUCUCGACGAAUAUUAUAAUAGUACUAUAGUAGAUUGGAGUUCUAGAGUAGUCACUAGUUCUAGACAAUUACAAAAUGUAAAAAAUAGUUACCAACUACUAAUAUUUAUUACCGAUAUCAGCUCUGCGGAAUAGAAAACGUCAUAAUUUAAAUUUUUGUUGAAUGGUUCAUUAAAACCGUUUCGUUUCCAAUGGCAAACGAUACGGAAAUUCUUCACUAUUUAUGGAAUGGGAAGUUAGCUGUAUGCUUUCAAUUAGAUGAACAAGAAAUUCAUGGUAUACAAAAUCCAGAGCCAUUUUACUUGAUGGUACCUAGAAUGAGUUACUUUCCAUUGGUCUGUGAUAAAGUAAAAAAACAUUUUGUGAAGCAUGUGGAUCCUGAAAAACAAGAGAUGGAAAUGUGGUUAGAAUUUAAGAAUAUUCCAUUAAAAUGGAAUAAUCCUAUUGGUGUUCUUUAUGAUCUAUUUACAAGAGAUGAUAAACAAGUUGAUCUACCAUGGAAAAUAACCGUUCAUUUUGAUAAUUUUCCUGAAGAUCAACUAUUGCGAUGCUCAUGCCGAGAAUCUAUAGAAUCUAAUUUUAUGUCAUCAAUGAAAGAAGCUGAUAUGCUUAAACACAGAAGUCAAGUAUUUUCUACUAUGCAGCGACAUCAACACAAUCAAUUAUGGACUGGACUACUUAAUGAUAAAUUCGAUCAGUUUUGGUCAGAGAAUAAAAAACUUAUGGAACCAUCUGAAGGCAGUUAUUUUAAGCACAUACCAGUACAUUUUUAUCGAUCGGGAUCAUCAGUUAUGACACAAACACUAGUUAAGCCAGUUUCAGAUGAUGGAAAUCAUAUAACUUUGGGAGAGCUGAUGAAACUGAAUUAUCCAUCAGUGGAUAAUCCCAAAGUGUUUACUCAUGGCAUAUGCAUACCUCAUGAAACACCAGUUCAAUGGAUGAGUGAACACAUGAGUUACCUUGAUAAUUUUUUACAUUUAGUCGUUAUCUAAUAUAUAUAUGAACAAUUAAUAUAAUAUAUCACAUAUUAAUAUAUUAUUGUGUUGAAACAAAAAAAAAAUAUGAAAUAAUAUUGAUAAUUUUAUAAUUUCUAAUAAGAUCACCAUUUUUUUUUACAUA
Messenger RNA from Acyrthosiphon pisum (pea aphid), 1175 nucleotides. RefSeq names its product autophagy protein 5 (gene Atg5). Gene Ontology annotation, molecular function: Atg8-family ligase activity. Gene Ontology annotation, biological process: protein lipidation involved in autophagosome assembly; autophagy of mitochondrion; piecemeal microautophagy of the nucleus. Gene Ontology annotation, cellular component: phagophore assembly site membrane; Atg12-Atg5-Atg16 complex; autophagosome. Lineage: Eukaryota; Metazoa; Arthropoda; Insecta; Hemiptera; Aphididae. The record is from RefSeq and is marked validated.